UCACUCCGGUCUGGCUGAGCAAAGGAGGCGGACGGAGCGGAGCCAUUCAUUCAUCUGCGGUCCCGGAGAAAACGUGGAGGAUGAGGAGACCCUGAGAAAGUCCAGCCACGUCCGAGUUCUGGUAACCCCGAACCGUUCAAACCCGAGAGGAAACAAAGAGACGUGGUCUCCCCCCACUUUCUCUGAGAUCUCCGAGCGUCCACGUUGCGCGCAGCCAGCACCCUGACAUCAUCUGGUUUCAUCUGAAGAAACUUGUCUUCAUUCAGCAGUAGAAUCCACACAGGAGGUGUGUCUGAUGUGACGCCAGCGGGCUGGCUCAGGGAGCACUAUUUCAGUACGAUGUAGACACAAAACAUCAGGCAGCAGAAAAGUCUGAAGAGAAAGCUGAGAGACGGAGAGAGAGCUCCAGGAGGGGGAACGAAAGCUGAGCUGGAACGACGUCAACAGAAGAUAAGGAGUGAAAGAAUUGUGGAGGAAAGCUGUGAAUCAUUAACCUUUAGCCUUUUGUUGUUGCUCCUGUGAAGAGUUCACUCUCUCACUGCCGCUGGGAAAGGAUCGCAACUUCAGCUCUGUUCUGUACCCACAAUCCACCUGAGACACACCGAGCCACCGUCAGCAUGUGCCAUGUGAUUGUCACCUGCCGCUCCAUGCUGUGGACCCUGCUGAGUAUUGUGGCAGCAUUCGGCGAGCUCAUCGCCUUCAUGAGCACUGACUGGCUGGUGGGAUAUCCUCGCACACCCGAUGCCGUCUUCGGCCCCCAUGGGGCCACCGCAGCCGGUGAGGCCUACAGGCCGACUUUAGGCAUCUACGGCCGCUGCGUAAAGCUGCCCCACACACAUCGGGGGGUACUGUGUGGACCGUACGCCGUUCACUUUGGGGAAAUAGCCAGCGGGUUCUGGCAGGCGACUUCAAUCUUCCUGGCAGCAGGGAUCCUACUGCUGUGUGCCGUGGCGUUCAUCUCCGUCUUCACCAUGUGCUUCCAAAGCAUCAUGAAGAAGAGCAUCUUCAAUGUGUGUGGACUUCUUCAAGGGAUUGCAGGUCUGUUCCUGAUCCUGGGUCUGAUGCUGUACCCCGCUGGCUGGGGUUCGGACAAGGUCCAGGUGUACUGCGGUCCGGACUCGGCUCCGUACCGGGCCGGACUCUGCUCCAUGGGCUGGGCCUUCUACACGGCAAUGGGAGGCACCGUGCUCACCUUCAUCUGUGCCGUCUUCUCCGCUCAGGCCGAGAUCGCCACCUCCAGCGACAAGGUCCAGGAGGAGAUCGAGGAGGGCAAGAGCCUGAUCUGCCUCCUUUAGGCUCUGAUGACACUUUGAAAUUAGAAGGAGAAAAAAGAAGCAGAUCCACCUCUGCUGCUCUGUUACUCGUGAGUCUGGCCUGUGAAAACGGAGGCGGCUGCAUGGUUUACCACUAAAACUGACUCUUAUUUUGUCUCGUGUUCGUGUGGGAGAGAUCUGCAAGUGCCGAGUUUUUAUUUCUCAGUCUUCUGACACUAGAGGUGCUGUGUUUGUUCUUGUAUUCAUGUAAAGCGUGUGGGUGCCCAGAGGGGCUUCGUCUGCCACCACACGCUCUGUAAAUAAAUAUGAUUAUAUGUAUUUUGUACAUAGUUAUGAUUCCAGAAUGAUGGUAAUCUUUUAUCCUGGCUGGGCUGAUGAUGUCACUCUUGCCACUUUUGGGGGAAAAAGAGGUGUUUUUGUGCCAGCAAACCUGGACUGCAAACUGUUUGUCACGUGUGAGUAUUAACUCAACAAGAGAACCACUACUCAGUCAGAAUAAGCAGCCUUGAACUCAGAGUGGAUGUCUAGAGCUGGCAGAAUGUACUAUUUGAAUGCCUAAAAUGUGUUUUUAGACAGCUGAAAUGUAUUAAUGGGAAGGACUGCUCACUUGGACUUCAAGGACAAGCAAAGGAAGCUCUGGGAAGGGUCUGGUCCUCGCUGAACAGACAUCCCGUAAUCUCUGCACACAGACGUGGACUGGAGCGAUGACGACACAAACAGAUGAAGUAUUGCUGUUGCUAGUACUGUCUGCUUUCAGGGAGUGUGUGUGUGUCAAGUCAUAGAUAGUCUCUUAUCUAUUGGGAUUUGUUUCUGCCAAACAAAUAAAGAGAAGGGAAAACUAA
This is a messenger RNA of Nothobranchius furzeri (turquoise killifish), 2116 nucleotides long. It is a transcript of the gene lhfpl2a, whose product is annotated as LHFPL tetraspan subfamily member 2a. The record is from RefSeq and is a predicted model, not a curated record. Gene Ontology annotation, cellular component: membrane. Lineage: Eukaryota; Metazoa; Chordata; Actinopteri; Cyprinodontiformes; Nothobranchiidae.